Messenger RNA from Guyanagaster necrorhizus, 1697 nucleotides. RefSeq lists its product as uncharacterized. Bases 38 to 1654 code for a protein of 538 amino acids. The record is from RefSeq and is a predicted model, not a curated record. Gene Ontology annotation, biological process: methionyl-tRNA aminoacylation. Lineage: Eukaryota; Fungi; Basidiomycota; Agaricomycetes; Agaricales; Physalacriaceae. The transcript is spliced from 7 exons. Gene Ontology annotation, molecular function: methionine-tRNA ligase activity; ATP binding.
UUUUUUUUUUUGGUCAACCAUCACUAGUAGACGUUACAUGUUUCGCCGACUGCCUUUACAUCCUCUUCGCCUCUUGAAUACGCAAUCUUUGGGAUGUCGCCACGUGUCUACGGCUAAACCCUUCUACAUUACUACCCCCAUCUUUUACCCCAAUGCAGUUCCUCAUAUAGGCCACUUGUAUUCCCUCUUGAUAGCAGACAUCUACUACCGCUAUUAUUCCCUCAAAGAUCCCUCUCGAGCAGCGCUGUUUACCACCGGAACAGACGAGCAUGGCCUGAAGAUCCAGAAAGCCGCUCAGGCCAAAGGCCUUCCCCCCAAGGAGUUUUGCGACCACCUCAGUACCCAUUUCCGUCGAUUAUCCCGAACCGCGAACAUUUCGUAUACUCGAUUCAUUCGGACGAGCGAGGACGCGCAUGAGGAAGCAGUACGGCAUAUCUGGCGCGAACUAGACGCCCAAGGGCUGAUCUACAAAGGGACGUAUUCGGGCUGGUACUCCAUCACCGACGAGUGUUUCUACCCGGACGGUGCCGUGUCGCACAUCGCAGGACAGGCCAUAGCCACCGAGACGUCCUCCCCCGUCGAGUACACCACGGAGACGAACUACAUGUUCCAUCUGUCGGCUUUUCGCGGGGCGCUGCUGGACCAUUACGCGGCGCACCCGACGGCCAUCUUCCCGCAGCAGCAUCUCGCGGAUACCCUCGCGAUUCUGACGGAGCCGCUCCAGGACAUCUCCAUCUCGAGGCCACGCGCGCGGCUCUCGUGGGGGAUCGCGGUCCCCGGUGACCCAGAGCACACGAUAUAUGUCUGGAUAGACGCGGUGAUUUCUUAUUUGACUGCUAUCGGAUACCCUUGGAGAGAUGCCGAAAAUUCUGGCCUCUCCAAUGGCUGGCCUGUUGAUCUUCAGAUAAUUGGGAAGGAUAUUGUCAGGUUCCACGCGAUAUAUCUGCCAGCUAUUCUGUUGGCGCUCAAGCUCCCGCUACAGCGUCGACUCCUUGCCCACGCGCACUGGACGUCAUCUCAGAAGAAGAUGUCCAAGUCUUUGGGAAACACCACGGACCCGUUUGAUGUUAUGGGCACGUACGGUGUCGACCCUGUCCGAUACUACAUGGCGAUUGCGGGAGGCAACUUCCGAGAUGAUGUUGAUUGGUCCGACGCCCAAGUGAAGAAGGAGACGACCGAGCUCCGGAAUAUCCUGGGCAAUUUUCUGCUUCGCGUGACUUCUUCGAAGAUACGGGGGAUUAUCGACGGCGCUAGGGAAAAGGGGGGAGUUCUAGAACCUGCCCAAGAUGGCCGAUACGAGCCUCUGUGCGAAGCAUUGAAGGUUCUCCCCGGCGAGGUGGCGAAGGAUUUAGAAUCGCUCGAGGUCUCGGAUGCUUUGAAGAGGAUAAUGGAGGUGGUCAGAUUGGCGAAUAAGAUACUGACCGACGUCGAACCAUGGAAUGGAGAUUCUCCGGCUCUUACACUGGCAUCGUUCGAUGCCUCUGUUGAAGCAUUGCGCGUUGCUGGAAUCUGCCUACAGCCAUUCAUUCCUGAUACGGCGAAGAGGCUGCUCGAUGCCCUUGGCGUCAACGAGCAAGAGCGAGCGUGGGUGUAUGCGGACAAGACGGGAGCAGGUGUCGGUCUGGUGAGAGGUAUCAAAUUGUUCGAAAAGUAAAAUACACCCAAAAGCUAGCAAAAGAAAAAAUCGUUUUUGCUGA